Symbiodinium sp. CCMP2592 is the source of this 579-nucleotide messenger RNA. Lineage: Eukaryota; Dinophyceae; Suessiales; Symbiodiniaceae. The record is from the annotation of a GenBank genome assembly.
AUGACAAUAGUCCUUCUCGUAUACUUAGCCGUGAUGUGCUGCGGAUACUAUGGCUACGGCGACUUCAUGCAGCCAGACAUCGUGAAAUCAUUGUCGUCUUUCCCAGCUACCGAAGAACAGGCCUUGGAUGUGAAGUUUGACGACUGGACCGGUCCGAAGGCACUUGUUCUCCGGGGUGUUUGCGCCGCUCUGUUGCUCAUCAAGCUCAUUAUCGGCUUGCCCCUGAACAUGAUGGUGAUCUACUACUCCCUCCAAACAUACGAGGGAACGAAAGACUGCUUCCCAGCUGGUAGCUUUGCUAACAAGAUCAUGCGGAUCCUUGUUGUUGUGAUCGCCGUUGUUAUCGGCCUGGUGGUGACUCAAUUCAACAAGCUUUUCGCGCUUGUCGCCUCGGUGUGCGGCCCAAUAUUGCAGUGCUUCCUGCCCAUCUUCCUCAGUUACAAAAUUCGCAAGAAGCACGGCGCACGCAUGUCUAGUUGGGUGCGCCGAUUCGGACAUGCCUUGAUCGUCCUGCUCGGUUUGUACUGCUUGACCAUGGGUUUUUACGAUUCCGUGCAGGCUAUCACCGAGAAAGCUUGA